Camelina sativa (false flax) is the source of this 439-nucleotide messenger RNA. RefSeq lists its product as uncharacterized. Lineage: Eukaryota; Viridiplantae; Streptophyta; Magnoliopsida; Brassicales; Brassicaceae. The record is from RefSeq and is a predicted model, not a curated record.
CCAACAAACAAUUGUUUCUUUGUCAAUCUUCUCAAAAAUGAAACUAAUACAAACUGAAGUGAUGUUUUUUUUGUUUAUCCUCAUCUCGGCUUUAAUAUUCCAACAAUCGAAAGCUCAGAAAAAUUAUUGUUCGAGAACCAACAUAGACCAGAUACCGGGAUGUUUCCAUGCGUUGCAAUUAGCAUACAAGAAAGAUUACAGUCAGCUAACAAGGGAUUGUUGUAGAGCAGUGUUCUCACUUCCUACUUCUUGCGUCGUGCGUAUCUAUCCUGGAAAAACUUAUCCUAUUACUGCCUUCAGAUUAAUUUGUGUUUAUAAAGAUGAUAUUCCACCAUCAAGUUUAUAAGUUUUCUGUAUCUAUUAAUGAUACAAUAAAGAAAUGAAUAAAUUUUAAUUUCUUUGUAAUUUCUAAAUUAUAUGGUAAAUUCCUUUCACUUUU